GGAAACGCGCCGCGGGGCUGUUAGCUCGGCUGGGCACGGGCGGCUCCGUGGCGCUUCCUGCCACGCCAGGCCUGCCUGGGCCGCGCCAGCGCCGCUCCACCGAGGGCCGCGCGUCGGCCGCCGCCGGGCCUGGAUGGGGCCUUACCUGCCAGGCUGAUCCCUUGGAGUAGUUCUGAGGCAUGAUGAGUCAUCCGUGUGUGUCUCUUUUGGGCGUUCCUGUUUUAAAUCCUGCCUUGGUCCCUCACCUGGCACAAGGACAAGUGCUACUGGUGUCAGACCCAUCGCCCAACACUGAUCCUGCUAAGUACUCUGAAAGCACCUCCGCGACCCGACACCAGAUGAAGGGGGAAGAUGCCCAGCCACAGGAGAUGGCGUCCACAAGCUUCCCAAGGGCCAGUGGUCCCAGUCCUGAAUUCAGACAGCACGGGGACUCUGACGGGAAGAGAGGGAGCCCACAGAAUCUGCCCAUAGAACAUCAUUUUGCUUGUAAAGAGUGUGGGGACACCUUUCGGCUUAAAGUCCUGCUUGUCCAGCACCAGAGAGUCCACAGUGAGGAGAAGGGCUGGGAAUGUGGCGACUGCGGGAAGGUCUUUAGGGGGGUGGCGGAGUUUAAUGAGCACAGGAAAAGCCACGUAGCUGCGGAGCCCCAGCCCGGCCCCAGUAGGGCCCUGGAGAAUGCCGCGGAGAAGAGGGAGCAGAUGGAGAGGGAGGCAAAGCCCUUCGAGUGCGAGGAGUGCGGAAAACGGUUUAAGAAGAAUGCAGGCCUGAGUCAGCAUCUGAGGGUCCACAGCAGAGAGAAGCCCUUUGAUUGCGAGGAAUGCGGGCGGUCGUUCAAAGUCAACACCCACCUCUUCCGACAUCAGAAACUUCACACUUCGGAAAAGCCUUUCGCCUGCAAGGCGUGCAGCAGGGAUUUCCUGGAUCGCCAGGAGCUUCUCAAGCACCAGCGCAUGCACACUGGCCACCUGCCCUUCGACUGCGACGACUGCGGCAAGUCCUUCCGAGGGGUCAACGGGCUGGCCGAGCACCAGCGCAUCCACAGUGGGGCCAAGCCAUACGGGUGUCCCCACUGCGGCAAGCUCUUCCGAAGGAGCUCGGAGCUCACCAAGCACCGGCGGAUCCACACGGGCGAGAAGCCCUACGCCUGCGGCCAGUGCGGCAAGGCCUUCCGCCAGAGCUCCAGCCUCCUGGAGCACGCACGCAUCCACAGUGGCGAGCGGCCCUACGCAUGCGGCGAGUGUGGCAAGGCCUUCCGUGGGCCCUCUGACCUCAUCAAGCACCGGCGCAUCCACAGCGGACUGAAACCCUAUGAGUGCGACAAAUGCGGCAAGGCCUUCCGCCGGAGCUCCGGCCUCAGUCGCCACCGGCGGAUCCACAGUGGGGCGCGGCGCUGCGAAUGCAGCCAGUGUGGCCGCGUGUUCAAGAGGCGCUCGGCACUGCAGAAGCAUCAGCCAACCCACCACGAGUAGAAACGCCCUGUGGUCCCGCGGGACAGGGACGGAGUCCCCAGAGGGGAUGGCAGAGUCAAAGGAGAUGAACAGUUUUGUAGCGCUUAUAUAUUUUGUCUUCCAAAAGGUUGAGACCGAUUUAUACUGCCACCAGCAAUUUAUAAGUGUUACGUUAUGCCCAUCAAGAGUAGCUUGUACCAUUUAACUUAGUUUGGCUAGUUUAACUGGUAGGAAGUACCAUCAAGGUAUUUCAGUCCACAUGCCUUGAAUCCAAGAAUGAGAGAGGACAAAUCUGGAUGUGGGGUAGGGAGGGGCUUAGAGGUCAUCAACUCCAAGCUCCCCCCGCCCCAGAGAAACACACAGAGCUGUUCCACGAUGGCGUCCUCAUAAUGUGAUCCCAGCUUUCCUGAAGAGAACGUUGCCCUCAUGAUUUUUGGCCUACUUGAAUUUAUAAAUUUUUAGGGAUGUAAAUAGAACACUCAAAUGUCUUAAAAUAUUUAAUUUAUUAAUUUAGUUAUACAUACAUACUGUAAAUCACAUAUUAUAUAAAAUAAUAUAUUAAUUUAGAAAAUACCCCAUUUUUGCCACCCUCCCUUUCACGAAAUCAUUUUACUCUGACUCCUCACCGUCUUCACCAACAUGGGAACCCUGUUUGAGUCAUCAGACAGUUUCAAGACACACCCAGUCACUUCCAUCCGAGCUCUGCACGGUCGCUCAGUGACGAUCCCUUCAUGAGGCUCUCAUUAGAAAUUUUCUCCCAAGCCAUAAGACCAUAUUUGCAGAACAUUAGGACGAUUUCUCUUGUCGUUUUUUAAUCUGUCCUGUGACUGUACAAUAUAACCACUUAAGGUCAUACUUUUUCAAACAACCUUUAAACGUCUUUUCUUUUAAAGCACCCAAAAUGUCAUUGUGAGGCCAAACGCCUAGUAACAGUUACUGAAUCUGGGUUAAAUGUCGGUAUCUUUUUUUCUUAAACCAUUUCAAUUUGGUGUCCCCUAUACAUAUCCAAAACUAGCAUCGAUUGGGGUUGUUUUGAACUAAUGGGUCUUGUCCUCAAGCAGCACUAUUUUGUUCAAAAUAAAAUAGUUGAGAGCAUGCCCCUAAGAAGAGAUACAUCUCAAGGACUCAAGUGCAGGGUGACGCCUCCUUUUGGAAAUGAGCCUCUCCUGGUAUCAGGCCUAGAUGGUACUUCUCCAGCCUUCCGUUUCUUGUUCUAUAAAACAGGGGUGAUCACAGCACCUACCUCCGAAGGUUAUCACGAGGACUGCCAUCGUGGCUGCAGAGUGCCAGGACCACCGGCCUGGUAUGGAGGUACACACUCAGUGAAGGCCAUCUGCUGUCAUUGUCAUUGUCAUAGUUAUUGCCGUCAUUCUGUGGCUUGUCAAUUCCAGAACUGGGGAUAGACCCCAGGCCUCCUGACCACCAGUCUCAUCUUUCUCUUAUGCGAUGACUUAAAUGGUGUUUCUGUUUUUUGCAUGCAAAUGGUCCGUUCAUCUCCUUUGACUAGUUAUCAACUUACCUUCGGAUAUAUUAACUUUAUGUAGCAGUUCUUUCUAUAUUGAUGGUGAUGUUCUCUUUUCCAAUUUUAUUGCUUUGCUUUUUGUAGCAGUUUUAUUACGUUUUUGUUGUGAAAGCUUUUAAUUUUUACAUAUCCAAGCAUUCAUUUUUUGUCCACUCAGUCAUAACUUUCAUUGCUUCUGUAGCUAGAUAUGAUGACAUUUUCUCUAGAAUUUUAAUUACAAACAAAAAGCUGCAACCCCAGCCCAUCAGAAGGUGAGUACACCAGGUGGGCAGGCUGGAUGGAAAUGGGCCAGAGAAGCAGGCUCUUUCCUCAUCCGAGAUGCGGACUCCCUGUCUAUCUGUGGGCACCACUUGACUAUCCAACCUGACCACUGCGGCACACUGGAGAUGCUCCCAUCAUAGAUUAGCCAGAACUCUGUGACUGCUCAUCAUUAUAGACCCCGCCAGCAGCAGUGGGGCUUGGCCUCACCUAGAUCAAUGGAGUGGUCCAAACUUGGUCUGGGAGCAAGCAGCCCAGCCAUCCUUUGAGCUCCUGGGAGCCUUGGCAAUGCUCCGAGUGGAUUCAGUGACUGAGCAGCAGAUUCACCCAAGAAACAUCUCCUUGGACACAAGAAGACUUGCCUAGACCACAUCCUCCUUUCAGCCGGUGACUCUAGAACUAGAAAGAGAUUGGUUCAUAGGCUUCUGCUGUGGGCAGCUAGGGGAAAAUUCACCCAUGUGUUCUGGCAUCACUUCCUAUAGCCACACCUAAGUGAGGGCAACAGAGCAGAGGCUCGGAGAGGAACCCUGCCCCUCCGAUGGCUUGUGCGUUAUGCUGAUAGAAGCUGGCAGCACUGCCCUGGGCUAUGAUUUGCAACAGCCAUGCCCAGGAGGAGCACUAAAGCAAAGGUUUGGAGGGCAGUGGAACCCUUCUGAAAGCCUGUGUGGCAUAGAAGUAGAAGCUGGUCCUCCUGGGUCUGAGCUACCAUUUCCAGUGGGCUCCCCCAAGAGGAACAGCAGCAAGGGCUAGCGAGGAACCUGCCCCUCCAGUGGCCCACAGAAGCCACAGAUAGAAGCCAGCCCCACCAGGGCUGUGCUGUGACUUCCCAGCAGCUGUGGCUGGGGACAGGGACACUAGGAGGGCCUGGCAAGGAAGUGUGCCCUUCUCGUGGGCCCACCAAGGCUGAGGCAGAGCUUCCUAGCAGACACAACUUGGAAGGGCUUCUCAGGCACCCAUCCUGACCCCCAGGCUGGAGAGGAGCCAAAAGCACUUGUUACAUAGUGAUUCCUUUUGCCCUGUGGGCCUCAGUUCUUGCAGUAGUUGUGAAUCUGUGUCUGAAAUCACUACUUUCUUCUCGGAUCCUUUUUCUCUUUUCGAGUUGUUAGGAUGUGUUUUGUACAGCUGUCAUUUGAUAAAGAAGGUUGACCUCUACCAGGGGCAAGUCUGGCACCUUUACCUAGAAGUACUCUGCCAUGUCUUGCCCGUUCAUUUAUCGUUUGUUGGGUUUCAUGAGGGAUCCCAUUGAAGUAGAUCCCUUUUAUGAAGGGAUCCCAUUGAAUGCAGCAUUAACUCAGAACGUAGCAUAAAGUCGUCACUGCUCCCAGCUGGGACGUGGUGUCUUGGCAUCCCUUCCUGCCGUCCUUGACUCUUUCCCAUCUUCAGUUCUAUAAUUUUCUCCCAAACAAAUGCUCUUUUAGAGUUAACACUAAAGAUCUGGUCUUUGCCGUCAAGGUUGACAGAACAGCUGUUCAUGGUGUUUGCGGUGAAACCCGUGUUCUCUUUCAAUGCAGUCUGUGGCUUUAACGUGUGUCCUGUAAUUUCGCCAAGAUCAUUUCUUGCCUCUGGUAACUUGGGGGUGGAUUUCCUUGGGCUCUCUAGGUGUACUGCUAUGUCAGAUGCAAAAUGUCACCCAGCUUCCUGUCACAUAUCCUUGUCUGUGCAUUCAUGCAUCUACCUCAUUCCGGUUUUCUUUCUAAUCUCAUGUAUUCCUGUUGUGAGGAAAUGUGUUCUUUUCCCGAUCCUUUUGUAGUUCAUACACAUGACAAUUGGGUUUCCACGCACGUGCAUGAGAUGUUCCUCCUUCAAACCUUGUUACUAUGUCAGCACAUUAACUGCCUGGCAUGGAAAAAGAAAAAAAAAAAAGAAAUAUGUUCUUUUCCUACCAUUUGAAAAAAAUCCUCCAUUGCUUUUAUUAGAGUUUUGAAUACUUGUGAAAAUUUUCAAAAGAAAGUAAUUGAUUACCAUUUUUGCUGCUUAUUACGAUGAGCUGUGUCCAUUAGCUGUGUCACCCCACUCUUGCAUUUCCAGAAUAGUCCCUACCCAAUUGCAGCGGGCAUGUUUUUGAGUGGUGUUGCAUUCCAUGUGCUUGAUUUUGUCCUAGAACUGGCACAGCGCCUGCCCUACCUGCAGCCCUGGGUUGUGGCCCUGUUGCGUACCAUGUGAUUUGCCACCCCGCUUCUAGGCCAUAUUAAUUCAGCCAGAACUGAACACCUGACCCAAGGGCAGCAAGCAAUCAUCAGAGCAUAGAGCUGACAGAACAUGAUGGACCACGGACACCACCAGGCCUUCCAGAUCUGAAAUGCAAACAAGGAAACAGAAGCUUCUAGGCAUCAGAAGGUGUGGGGAGCAGCACAGUACUCAGAGGAGUGAGGAGCGUGGCGCCUGCUGGGAGGAAGGCCUGGCCAUGGUAUGUUCUUGGAUUUCUGGCAGCAGCCCUCAUUGGUCCACGUGCGUCCCCACUACAGACUCCUUGACUUGAGCCAGCUUGAGUGGGUCUCUACUCUUUUCUAUUGUGUUUUGCCACUUGGCUGCUUCCUGGCCAAGUCGCACCUGACUGCAUGAACACCUGUUCAAACGUGUGUUCUCUGUUCUCUAAGAUGGGUGAAAGUCGAUGCCUUCUAGUCUCAGUGAAUUUAACCUGUGAUUUUAUGUCUACGUAUAUUGUUCCUUUACUGAACCCACCACAUGCGGGCCAUAAAAUGAGUGAAAUCACAGUGCACCCUGUUCUCUUAUUUUUGAAGUGUUUCACGAUUUCCAGCAUGUCCAUCAGAUGGGGGGAUUGCUAACUUCUCUCUUACUCAUGUACUUACAUUCUGUAGUUCUCAUUGCAUCACUUUGGAUGUUUACUUUGAAAAGCAGAAACUGUCUCUUUAAACUUGGCCCUCAAUGUCAUUUGCGUAUCUCUGAGAACAAUAGCUAUGUCCCACCCCAGUUUGUAUUUCCGUUGGUUGUUGGCACUUUUUUCUCAUUCCCCCAUCUCAUUACCUUGUCUGUUUUCUGGCACUCACUAUAAUCAGCCUUGCACUAGAGCUGUUUGUGGACUUGGCUUCACCCCCUCCUCCUCAGCCCUCCCCCACCCAUUAAAUUGUGAGCUCUUAGAAGACAGGGGUGGCCUUUCAUGUCUGAUCCCCUACCAAAUCUAGCACAGUGCCUUGCAUCAAGUAGAUUUCAAUAAAUAUAUGUUAAAUGGCA
This is a messenger RNA of Homo sapiens (human), 6420 nucleotides long. RefSeq names its product zinc finger protein 275 (gene ZNF275). Gene Ontology annotation, cellular component: nucleus. The transcript is spliced from 4 exons. Lineage: Eukaryota; Metazoa; Chordata; Mammalia; Primates; Hominidae. Bases 180 to 1469 code for a protein of 429 amino acids. The record is from RefSeq and is marked validated.